This is a messenger RNA of Panicum virgatum (switchgrass), 1654 nucleotides long. RefSeq lists its product as uncharacterized. The transcript is spliced from 2 exons. The record is from RefSeq and is a predicted model, not a curated record. Bases 1103 to 1654 code for a protein of 183 amino acids. NCBI's taxonomy places the organism in Eukaryota, Viridiplantae, Streptophyta, Magnoliopsida, Poales, Poaceae.
UCAACUCAAUCAUCAAGUAAUUUCAUUCUUAAGCUCUUGUCCAUUAUAUUUCGUCAAUGGAAAUAUGUGCACUCUUGUUUUGCUUAGGAAUGAUGGAGAGGAUAAGAAGGGGAGAGGACUUGCGUGAGCUGGUUUCGGACAGCAUGAUAGCACCAACUUGUGACUACAGUCAAGACUUCAUUUGGACUCCGAUUGGAACGUUCAAGUACUUCCCAGAAAGCUUAUGAAGUUCUCUUUCAAAUGGAUCUGGCCUCAUGAUGAUACCUGUUCUGAGUUGGGUGCAAUCGUCAUUUCCAUACAGAAGGGUUUUCAAUCCAUGGUGUUGCGCCACUCUAUUUUGGCCCAAUGGGCUGUGUAUCCAGUUGAGCCCACUUUGGGCAUGUCCUAGGGUUGGAGGUCGUCCUCCCAGUACUUACACCCCCAGCAGCCGCCAUGGGAGGGUGGGGUCUUGUUUUCAUGUAAUAGCUUUCGCUACUUCCCCUGGAGCACGCAUGCUGAUCCAGCCGCCCGUCUUCUUGUAUUCGAAACCCCAUUUUCGAUCAAUCCCGACUGAGUUCUUGAUUUCCCCCUUGAUUUCAGUGCUUGUUUACUUGUUCUUGCGAGUUCUUUGAUUUGCUUGCAGGACGGGUGCCCUCGUGGACGGUGUCGUGCAUCGCAAGGGCGCGGCGACCAGGGAAGAGGUGUAUCGGUUGCUAAGGCGCAGCGUCUCUGGAUUGCUGAAGUCGGACCGCCAACGCCUUCUCUCUCCCUAAAAUCGAGUUAUCCAAUUUGUCCUCACCGAAAGAUCGGGAAAUCCCCCCACGGGUUCUCAUCAGAAGGCUUAUGUCAGCUUCAUCUUGAGGGUGACAAAGCUUCGUAACUAACGAAGAUGGAGGAAUGUCUGGCUCUUUUGGAGAAGGAGAAGGCAUACCUGUAGAUAACCAUCAUAGCCUCCUGUGCCAAAGCUGAGAGAAAUGCUUAACAACUAGCUGAUGCGUGCCAGCAGGCCCGUGCCACCGAGGAAGCCAAAACACACGCCGAGGAGCGUCGGGCCCGUGGAAAGGAGACGCUCUAAUGCUACCGCGUGGCCUUCGCUACUGGUGCCGAAGCAAUUCAAGCCGAUAUGCAUGCGCUGCUGGAGAAGUUUGACCUGACACCCCCCGAGCUUUUGCAGGACGACAACAUUGAGUUGGCUGAAGUGUUUCGCUGGCUUCGCGCCUACAUGGCCAUGGCGGACUCCGGCAGCCACUUCUUCGGCAACCUGAGCGAGGCCGUUGUUGCUCACACCCUGAGCGCUGCUGUUUGCGGCCUUUUGCCAGCGAAAGCGGGCAGCUUCGGUGCUACAACGGAGAUUCAGCUUCGGACUCUUCACGACAAGACCUUUCAGUGGCCUUCCCUCGAAUCGAUGCGGCCUGAAGCUCUGCCUGUACUCUCAAAAAAUAUCAUGAAGAACUUUGUGGAAACCUUCUUCCAAGAGAGGGGUUGCGGCCUAGUUAGCCUGGAAGCGACUCGCCUGAAGGAACAUCUACAAGCCAAAGCUGAGACCUUCGCUCGUGAGGUUCUCGGGAAUGCUAAAGCGGGCAACUUGACCGGCGCUAGAGUUGAAAACUGCGGCGGGUCUGGCGGAGGCCAUGGUGGAGAUGACAGUGAUGACCAACGGACAGGAGAGGUGUGA